This is a messenger RNA of Rhodamnia argentea, 1033 nucleotides long. RefSeq names its product probable protein phosphatase 2C 58. Lineage: Eukaryota; Viridiplantae; Streptophyta; Magnoliopsida; Myrtales; Myrtaceae. Gene Ontology annotation, biological process: protein dephosphorylation. Gene Ontology annotation, molecular function: protein serine/threonine phosphatase activity. The record is from RefSeq and is a predicted model, not a curated record. The transcript has 6 exons. Bases 66 to 917 code for a protein of 283 amino acids. Gene Ontology annotation, cellular component: nucleus; cytosol.
CCCUCUCCCUCCUUCUCUCUCUCUCUCUCUCUGCGCGCAAAGGUUUGCAGAAAACAGCGAUCAUCAUGCACGGUAGAGAAAUCCUGCACAAGAUGAAGGUGAAAGCCGGGUUAGGUUCAUGCUUGCCUGACACAGGAAAGGGUAAAAGCAGAGCUUCUAAGACCAUCACCCAUGGCUAUCACUUAAUGAAGGGAAAGUCGAAUCAUGCCAUGGAAGAUUACGUAGUUUCUGACUCCAAGCAAGUGGACUCAAAAGAGUUGGGUUUAUUUGCAAUAUUUGAUGGUCAUUUAGGCCACGAUGUUGCCAGUUACCUGCAAAUACAUCUGUUUGACAGUAUUUUGAAGCAGCCAGACUUCUGGACGGACACUGAGGCUGCAAUAAGGAGAGCCUAUCAUACAACAGACAAGGAAAUAUUAGAGAAAGCACUUGUCUUAGGAAAAGGAGGGUCAACUGCAGUGACGGUGAUACUGAUUGAUGGCCAGAGGUUGGUGGUGGCGAAUGUAGGAGAUUCUCGUGCUGUCAUAUGUGAGAACGGUGUAGCCAAACAACUAUCAGUUGAUCAUGAGCCAAGCAAGGAAAAAAGGUUGAUUGAAAGCCGAGGUGGAUUUGUAUCCAAUAUUCCUGGAGAUGUUCCACGAGUUGACGGGCAGCUGGCUGUAGCGAGGGCCUUUGGUGAUAAAAGUUUAAAGAUCCACCUGAGUUCUGAGCCGGAUGUUGCAGAGGAGAUGAUUGAUGAUAAAUCUGAAUUCAUCAUUCUGGCUAGUGAUGGUGUAUGGAAGGUGAUGUCCAAUCAGGAAGCAGUGGACUCUAUCAAAAACAUGAAGGAUGCUCAGUCGGCUGCUAGACAUCUGAUAGACGAAGCUCUUAAUAGGAACAGCAAGGACGACAUCUCUUGUAUAGUUGUGAAGUUGCAAUGAGGUUUGUGUUUGAUAAUCAAAUUGUUGGUAAUCUGUACGCGUGGACCGGAGACAUAGGUUGGCCUCAAUGUGUUACCACACCACUUGAAAAUGUGUCGCUUUUGGGCUGCACAGAU